This is a messenger RNA of Haliotis rubra (blacklip abalone), 1763 nucleotides long. RefSeq lists its product as uncharacterized. Lineage: Eukaryota; Metazoa; Mollusca; Gastropoda; Lepetellida; Haliotidae. The transcript is spliced from 8 exons. Bases 428 to 1228 code for a protein of 266 amino acids. The record is from RefSeq and is a predicted model, not a curated record.
AACAUGAGAACAUGCCGUACAGCUCGUCACAGGAAACCGACAGGCAAGUUGAUGAUAUUUACCUCAUCAUGAUAGCAAUUCAUGUUGAUCAUCGCGGUGCUCUUCAUUGUCCUUGUCUCCGAGACGAAGAUCCCAGCUUAUGUAACCAGACUGGUUUUUGGAAGAGGACUUUUUUGACUUUUCCCACCUGGAACAGUUAGUGGACCUGAUACAACCAGUUCCCCUUCAGAAAGUCAGUUUUGAUGUUUUGUUGGAGGACUACACAAGGAAAAUACAAGAAUUACAAGCCCAUGGCCUAUGGAAGAAAAGUGUCGUGAAUCCAUGUGCACAGGAGGCGAACCACCCAGGCAAGGCAUGUGUUGAGUCCUCCUGUCCUCGACCCAAGCCUACAACACACGAGGACAACCUGAGAAGCGUCUUGUCCACAAUGUCGGAACUCAACCAUCAGCACCUGAGCCUCAUGCUGGGGCUGUUCCCAGAACCUCCCUCGGGCAAGAGAGUCAUGUUUGCAACUGCAGCUUCCGAAAACCACUUCAAUGAAUCUCAGGGUCUCAUCCGGAACCUCCAUCAGAAUGUCUUUCCACUCAUCAGUAACUACACAUUCGUGUACUAUGAUCUAGGACUGCUACCAUGGCAAAGAAACAAGUUGGUGAUGGAUUGUCGUUGUGAACUGAGACGUUUCCCGGUGAAGUUGAUGCCCCCGAGGCUGCAGGAUCUACAGUGCUACGCAUGGAAAGCUUUCAUCAUACAGGCCAACCUCCCAAAGGCAGACAUCUUGGUGUGGAUGGACUCGUCUGUGCGGUUCUGGAACAAGACCAUCCCUCAGCUGCUGGAUGACGUGGAGAGACGAGGCAUUGUCACCUACGCUGACAUCCACUCAGUGGCGCAGCAUACCCUGGCGGAGACAAUGAACUACAUGAAAGAAGACGUGUGUAGUCUCGCGCCAGUCGCUGAAGACCACGGUGGCUUCCUGUUGCUUCACAACGAACGGUGGAUCCGUGAGGCUUUCAUCAAGCCUUUGGUGGCAUGUGCCAUGAGCCCAAAGUGCAUGUGUCCGCGAAAUCCAAUGGACGUCAUUAUCUGUGACACAGGCAUUCACAAGUACAAUAAAUGUCAUCGCUUUGAUCAGUCUGCAAUCAACAUCAUUCUCAGUAAACUGUUUCGAGAUCACAAAAGCAGCUUUCACUCGCCCUACAACGAGUAUCCAAAUGUCACAUUGGCUAGGUGAAAUGCAGAAUGAAUGGUAAUGGGGUAGAAGUACUGGAACUAUUGAACAUUCGAGUAAUGUUGUAGGUGGCGACGGGCAUUAAUACCACAUAAUGGUUUUGUGUCUCCUGUUUGAGAAAUAACACGUAUCAGCUCAAAGCAUUGCAUUUUUUCGUGUGGCGGGUAAUAUUAGUAGGCCAUUUCCGUUCUACCUAAUAUCAAAAUAUCAUUUGAUCCAUAUAAAUUCCAUCAUUGGAAAAUUUGAGUAUAUUUUUAUCUGGCGAUGAUUAUUUAUUUAUAUAAGUUUAUACAAUAUUUCCUGAAGCCAUUCGGAGUCUAACAGCUGAUGACUAAUUAGACAAUUCAAAUACGCUAGCAGAAGAAUUAACUGUGCUUUAUAUAAAGAUAUAAAACUGAAAUUUACAACUUGCUAUUUAGUCAUUCGUCGGAUCAGCAUUUACCCGUGAAGGUCCGGGUAAGAAUUGAUCUUCAGUAACCCAUGCUUGUCGUAGAGGCGACUAACGGGAUCGGGUGGUCAGGCUCUCUGACUGGGUUGA